AUGGAGGCAGAAUCCCAGCAACUCUGGACAAUGCAAAGAUACGUUCUGAUUAGUAGCAUCCUAUCUCAACCGGUUCUACCCGCAGCCCUUUCCAUAUUUCCCCUCAUAUUUCAAUGCUGCAGAAGUGGUUUCCGACGCCUUAGUCCGCGGGUUGGCGACGCAACCAGCGCUGCACAGAGACCUUUUCCUCGAGCCCGCCAGCUUAUUAACUGGGAGAAACUGAACGCUCUCAUUGGAACCGGUGCCCAGGAGGUCGACGAUGAUGUAGAGGGCAAAAGUAGAAAGGAUGAGGUCGCCCAGAGAGCAGUAGCACGCAGCAAUUAUGAGAAACAUUGGCAGAUUCUACGACGACACUUUCGGCCAACUGAUCAAAAUAAAAAUGGAGCGAAGCAAUCGGGUCUGGAGCAGAAAAUUGAGAAUAUUGACUCGGCUCUUGAAAAAAUGAUGAAUUUCUGGCACAAUCAUCAACUGGCUUUCUACGCCACUCUAAAUAGUGAUAUUACACCGCAUACCUUAAAUCCACCGGUACCAUGGGAAGUGCCAUUUCCUGAAUACUCUCCUCUACGCUGGAGACCUAGUGGAGCUCUAAUCCCCGCUUGGCAAUUAACUGUCAAUGAGGCUUUUCUAGUAUGUCCUCUAGAAAAAAUACCUACCACCUCAAGUCGAAAUCUCCAGGGGGAUGUGAUUCAACAGGCACCAAAUCUGUUGGCUCCCUCUUCCCCAGAGGGUUCUUCUGAGUCCUCUCAAUUCCGAAACCCAGAGGGUCGAGUUGGUGUUUCUGGAAAAGGUCUUCUUCCACAGUUUGGUGGCAAUCCAGCCUGUAUCGUCGUUGUUGAAAAAGAGGUAGAAGGUGGUGGAAGAGAACUUCUUGUUCUCAAGGGUGUUCGUGCACAAUUUCAAUUUCCGUGGUUCCUCUGUCACCAUGAAAGGGAUUGCAAUCAAGUAUCCUGCUUCAAGGAUCUGGUGAGGGCAUUUUGUGAGCAAUUGGUAAGUGGAAAAUCGGAAUUAAAGGAUUCUCAGACCUUGAUGCGAUUCAUUGCCGGAUAUAUAAAGAAUGUACACAUCGGCGCCAUUUCCGAUCCGGUGAACUGUGACAGCGCGUGGCUCGACGCAACAGCAAUACAUUUUAGAAUAAAUGCAACUUUCUCAUCUGUUGAGGAACUCGAACAGAUCUUUACGAUGAAAGGAGGUAUAACAACUUGGGUCAAAGUGAAUGACACUCCGUUGUUAAGAAGCAGCCAUUUAGCAGCGCUACUAGCAGUCCAAAAUGGAUAG
This is a messenger RNA of Rodentolepis nana, 1275 nucleotides long. Lineage: Eukaryota; Metazoa; Platyhelminthes; Cestoda; Cyclophyllidea; Hymenolepididae. The record is from the annotation of a GenBank genome assembly.